Molecule: messenger RNA, 649 nt
Organism: Erigeron canadensis
Lineage: Eukaryota; Viridiplantae; Streptophyta; Magnoliopsida; Asterales; Asteraceae
Product: 40S ribosomal protein S20-2
Exons: 4
Coding region: 132-500 (122 amino acids)
Biological process (GO): translation
Cellular component (GO): cytosolic small ribosomal subunit; ribosome
Molecular function (GO): structural constituent of ribosome
Source: RefSeq, a predicted model, not a curated record
CGAGCUCCAUUUUCUGUGACUAAGCCUAUAAACUGAACUAGGGUUUCUUUGUCCCUAAUCUGAGCAUCAUCACACAAAGCAGCUGCCCCUUUCCCGGACUAAUUUUUACAGUAUAAAGAAGCAAAACAAAUAUGGCGUACGCAGCGAUGAAACCGACGAAGGUGGGGCUAGAAGAGCCACUAGAACAGGUCCACAAGAUCAGGAUCACUCUUUCAUCAAAGAAUGUUCAGAAUCUUGAAAAAGUUUGUGCGGAUUUGAUCCGUGGUGCCAAAGACAAGAAACUACGUGUCAAAGGACCUGUUAGAAUGCCGACCAAGGUUCUCAAGAUAACAACAAGGAAGUCUCCUUGUGGUGAAGGAACAAACACAUGGGAUAGAUUCGAGCUUCGCGUCCACAAGCGGGUUAUUGAUCUUUUCAGUUCGCCAGAUGUUGUGAAGCAAAUUACCUCCAUAACUAUUGAACCUGGUGUCGAGGUUGAAGUUACCAUUGCCGAUCCAUAGAUACAUCACCUUUCUUUUACUCUUGUGUUGCAAUGAAUGAUUUCAGCGUUAAGGUUUUUUGAUAGCCGUUUUAUGUAUGUCUCUUACCAUUGCAAUUUUGAGGAUCCACAAUUGACAUAUCUUGAAAUGCAUUCUCAGUCUCUUCAAUA